Molecule: messenger RNA, 1776 nt
Organism: Telopea speciosissima
Lineage: Eukaryota; Viridiplantae; Streptophyta; Magnoliopsida; Proteales; Proteaceae
Product: E3 ubiquitin-protein ligase WAV3-like
Exons: 3
Coding region: 85-1602 (505 amino acids)
Molecular function (GO): zinc ion binding
Source: RefSeq, a predicted model, not a curated record
CCACAAAGAACAACUAGGAAGCACGGAAGGUCAGAAGCAAGAGUGUCGGCGGCACAGAAAAAAAAAAGAGAACUUUUAUCCGCCAUGGUAGGAGCCUCGAGUUUUAGAAAAGCAGCGACAAAAAUCAAAUUUCCUUGUGGUUCGUUCUCAAGGAGCGAACAACCUGAAGACGAUGCCAUCGUCGACAAUAAUAUCUCGGGCUCGUCUCUUUCAAUGAAGCGGGAAAAUGCCUCAAAGAUCGUAGAGGAGAUGGAAUCCGGUGGCGUCAGCAAGAAUUUGUGUGCGAUAUGUCUGGAGGCCUUGAGUUACAACAGCACGACAGUGGGAAGCCCAGGGCAAACUGUAUUCACGGCGCAGUGCUCACACGCAUUCCACUUCAGUUGCAUCUCCUCCAACGUCCGCCAUGGGAGCGUCACCUGCCCCAUUUGCAGAGCGCACUGGACAAAGCUCCCACGCAACCUCAACCCACCUCCUCUCCAUAUUUCUUCCCUCCCUUGCGUCAACCAAUCCGAUCCCAUCCUCCGCAUCCUCGACGACUCCAUCGCCACCUUUCGAGUCCACAGGCGCUACUCCCUCCGCUCCGCCCGCUACGACGACGAUGACCCUGUGGAGCCUGACCUCACUCAGCCGCCCCAGCCACGCCUCCACCUCACUCUCAUCCCAAUUCCCCCCUUCACUCCUCUUCCUCCAUUACCACCUCCAUCUCGGCAACUAAUAGCAGGGCCCACUUCGUACCAACAAGGAUUAACACCAUCGGGACCACCGAGUAACAGAGCUUAUCUCUGUGUCUCACUAGCACACCACCAGGCGACAGACCUCGUCCUGGUGGCCAGCCCCAAUGGACCACACUUGAGGCUCCUCAAGCAAUCCAUGGCAUUGGUAGUAUUCUCCCUUCGCUCCAUUGACCGUCUGGCCAUCGUCACCUACUCGUCCGCCGCAACACGCGCCUUCCCCUUGCGACGAAUGACAUCCCAUGGGAAACGUACGGCACUGCAAGUUAUCGAUCGCAUUUUCCACAUGGGUGAGGCCGACCCAGCUGAAGGCCUCAAGAAAGGCAUCAAGAUACUGGACGAUCGUGCUCACAAGAACCCCAGGUCCUGCAUCCUGCACCUCUCUGAUAGCCCCACAAGGUCGUAUCUUGGCCAUGAAAUUGACAUGGAAAUCCCCAUUCCGGUACAUAGGUUUCACGUUGGGUUUGGCUUCGGCACCUCCAAUGGAUUCGUGAUGCAUGAAAUCGAAGAUUUUUUGGCUAGACUGCUGGGCGGCGUUAUCAGAGACACGCAGUUGAGAAUUGGAGAGCACGGAGGGGUCGUAAGGCUUGGGGAACUAAGGGGAAGAGAGGAGAGGAGAAUUUCUCUAGACAUGGGUGACUCUGAAUUCAUUUGUGUUGGGUAUAGCUAUAUGGAGGGUGGGGUGGAUGACUGUAUAAUAAGUGGCGAAAUAGUAGUGGGGGUAGACGAUAAACGGGAAAGCCAUAGUGGUCAAUCAGCUGGGGGGAGAGAGGUUAGCAUAGGCGGGAGAACCAGUGCUGAGGGUUGGGAUUACCAUGAUCCUUACAUGGCUAGAAGGUGGGCAAGACAUUUGCAUGGAUAUAGGCUCUGAAACUCAUCCCCGGAACCCUAUACAGAAGCCCACCUUUCCUCACAAUUGGCUUUGCUCAGUUCAUGUGUUAUUAGGAAUGCUUUCCCUCUGGUGUUAGCUGACCAAAGAGAUAACAUCCUUGUGUUGGGAAGAAUUUUGUGUAUGCAUUUGUAAUUAUGGAUGACUUCAACUCAA